This is a messenger RNA of Mercenaria mercenaria, 1243 nucleotides long. RefSeq names its product EKC/KEOPS complex subunit TP53RK-like. Gene Ontology annotation, cellular component: EKC/KEOPS complex; cytosol; nucleus. Gene Ontology annotation, molecular function: ATP binding; protein serine/threonine kinase activity. NCBI's taxonomy places the organism in Eukaryota, Metazoa, Mollusca, Bivalvia, Venerida, Veneridae. Gene Ontology annotation, biological process: protein phosphorylation. The record is from RefSeq and is a predicted model, not a curated record. The coding region runs from base 14 to 715 and encodes 233 amino acids. The transcript is spliced from 2 exons.
CCCCAUUUUCAAAAUGGCUGCGCCCAUGGACACAUGCGAACUCGAAAACAAAACUUUUGUAAAGCAAGGUGCGGAGGCAAAAGUUUACAAGGAAAAGUUUUAUGGAAGACCUUGUAUCAGUAAAGAAAGGUUUUCCAAAGCAUAUAGACACCCAGCUCUGGACAAGUCGUUGACAUUGCAAAGACUGAAAGGAGAAAUUCGUGCCAUGAACAAGUGCAGAAAUUUGGGUUUAAGGGUGCCAAUGCUGUAUUUUGUGGAUACAACAACCAGUACAUUCUACAUGGAGGAGAUUUUAAACUCUCAAACUGUAAGAGAUUAUAUCAUACAUGUACAGUCUACAUCGCACAAUGACGCCAUAGAAAAACUUACGCCUCUUGCAGAGAAGAUUGGACACAUCUUAGGCAGAAUGCACAGUGGAAAGGUUAUUCACGGGGAUUUGACAACGUCAAACAUGUUACUUAGUGGUGAACCAGAAAAUUUAGACAUUGUGUUAAUAGACUUUGGAUUGAGUUUUUCAGAAGGUUUACCGGAAGAUAAAGGAGUUGAUCUGUAUGUGUUUGAGCGUGCUCUGCUCAGUACACACCCAAACACGGAGCAGUUGUUUGAAAUUGUGUUGGAAGCAUAUAAACAAGAAAACCGGAAGGAGGCAGCCGAUGCUAUCAGUAAACUGGAAGAAGUUCGUAUGAGAGGGAGGAAGAGAACUAUGGUUGGAUAAUAUGACUUUUUUCAACUCUCUCCCUUAGUUUUAUUGGUAACAAAAUGAGGUUGAAACUAUGGCAGUCUGUGUAAUAGAUUAAAUUUAAAGAAACAGAUUUUUUUCUGAAAUUGCCAUAUAGGUGUAGUGUACCAUUAUACUCAGUCCAUUUUGCUGAUGGUACUGAAACUGUACCUGUGAGAUCAAUUAUACCGAAAGUUACAGUUCUUGACUUAAUUAAAACUGUAUAUAUAUAUAUUGUGUUUUUACAAGUUUUGACUUUGUUUGUUUCAUGUGUCAUCGCAUUAGCAAAUAACUUAAUGAGAAAGAUAUGUGUUGCCUGCUUGGUUUUCUCACCGGACUGAUUAAAAAAAUUUGGAAUGUGACACAAUUUUAUGAAGGAAGUCUAUAAGGAAAGUGAUUGAUGAUUGCAUCUAUUAAAACAAACCUGUUACCAGUUUGUAGAUUUUAAUGAAAGUUCUUGCAGUUGUAAAUUUAUCUGUUAUUCUAAUAUUACGAUAAAUAAAUUGUAUAUCGUUAAUGGUUCAA